AACACACCGUAACGGUAGCCAGAGCGCACUGCUGAUGGGGUUCUGCGUGCUCCGGGGCCGAGGGAGCCAGUACAGAUUCAUGGACAAACAACACGUGACCAGUCCAGCCCCUACACUUUCCCCAGCCUAAUUGAUACAGAAGACGGUUCCCCAAAACACACCCAUGUAUUACAGCUAAUUUCACAUUCUGAACUCUUUUCCCUGUUUUCACUCAAGGGGGCCGUCGAAGAAACCCACGGAGUGGACAUUCCGCCCCCUGUGAGGUAGCUUUGAAGAGAGAUCUGAGAUUGCUAAGCAAGGGGGAAAAACGGAAACGUUAAUUCAAAACAACUGCCCAAAGCCGAGCAGGAGCGCCUCCCGCUCCCCGGCCUCGCGAGUCGGAGGGAAGGGAGGGGGUCGAGUGCAAGCGAGUGAACGAUUGCACAGUCUAAAGUCAACACGGCCGUGCUUCUCCCUUUCAAAGGGCGGCCACAACGGGGACUCCGCGAUCCCAACACCUCGCUCGGUAGCUUCAGAUGGACUUGAGGGACAAACACGGAUUUCAGCCAGCGCGGAGUGACAGUUCUUUCCAAAGCACACGGCGUUGGGAUCUCAGUGAGUUCGAUUUUCAAAGUGGACCACGAAGAGCUUUCUGGCAGCGAAGCCACACCCAUGUCUACCUUUCUGAAUCCAGUCAACAAGCCAUUCAGCCUUGCUGGGGCAGGAAGAAGCAGAGAGGAUGCUGAUGUGGUGGAGCCAUGUGAUAAGAAGCUGUUUGAAGAUGAGUUGGCCAGUGUGGAGGCUGAGCGUGAUGAAGAGGAGGCCAGUGUGCCGGGGAGGCCAAGUGUACAGGAGGAGUCACAAGUGGAAAGCAAUGGAUCUGAGGGUGGAGGGUUGAACAUGGAGGAGGCUGAUGCACAGGCAGAGGCAUCUGCGGAAGGAGAACCUUGUGAAGAAGGGCAGUGGGAGCUGUCUGAGGAUCUGGAGGAGGGGUUCGAAGAAGAGGAGGCCGAGAAUUUAGACUCUGAGUUUCAGGAAGUGAGCUGGCCCAAGUGGCAAAGGAGCUAUAGGGUGGCAGAAACUUAUGGCAAGUAUUUUCCUUAUCUCCUCCGGGAGGCAAUUGGCAGAGUCAAAGUUCACAGAGAACUGCAGUGUGAGUUGGAAAAGGAAUACAUCUGCACAUGUCCUGAAAUUGAGGUCCCGGAGAAGAGGCAGAAGGUGCGCGAUAUGGAUAGUUCUUCUUCUUCUUCUUCUUCUUCUGAGGAGGAGGAAGAGGAAGAGAAGGAACAGAAAGAGGAGGAGAAAGAAGAGGAGGAGGAGAAAGAGGAGGAGGAGGAGGAGGAAGAGCAGGAGGAGGAGGAGAAAGAGGAGGAGGAGGAGUUGGAGAAGGUGAUAGAGAAGGAGGGUCGCUGCUCUGUAGUAAAGGAUGUAUAUGAACAGGACUUUUAUGAAAGAAGAGCCAUUUUUUAUACAAACAGAGUGUGUCCCCCACUUGAGUUAAUAGUUCGGAUGGGGUGGCAUAGAGCCAAGGUGGACCAGGCGACUCAGUGUGAAAGCAGCUGGGAGGAUGAGGAAGUUGAGUCCAGGGCCAUCUCGGGACCGGAAGGGGCAGUGCAGGAUCCGCAGGAGCUGAGGCAGGAGGGAGCUGGGGUGCCCAGGGACAGGGGGUUCUUUUACCCACGUCCCAUACCAGAAGACGCCUAUUCAGAUAUCUUCGAGUGGGCCUUUAGGGAAGUCAAAGAGGAUGUGGGAAUCCAAUGCGAUAUGAGCGUGGUGGAGCCUCAUCCGGUCACCUGUAAAGUGUGCGGAGGUCGGCAGGACUGGAGGUGGGAGGAGGAAGACUCGGAAUCAGAAAUAGACCCGUGGGAGCGGAGGCAGUUGGAAGCUUUGAUGAGGGAACUGACCCGGGUGGAGGUUAGUGAUGGCUAUGAUGAUCUAUACUAUUAGCUGGGAUGAGGGAGGCAGCUAGAUGAGGGUCCCAAGCUGGACACCACAGACCCAAGCCAUGCUAUCACGUUAUUUGAUCCGCCCACUUGUCAAUCAAACCGCCCACUUCACAGUAUGGAUUUUCCAUCACCUGGUAUCUGGGAGUGGAGGUGCCAUAUAGCCAGAGCUCUUCCAACCUCCUGAAACAGAGGUCCCCUUCUCUGGCAGGCCAGAACGAGGUGCUGAAGGUGCCCUCUCUUCAUUUCCUCUCUCCCACUCCGUUUCUGACCUACGCCCAUGUGUUUGUACCUUCACUGUUUUAAGAAACUUGACCACGUUCCGCACCAUGUAUGUACUGGCUCUUAAACUGCUUCUCUUUGACACUUUCCUCACUUCAGUAGGUUUAGGAUUAACUGUGGGAUCGGGAGAAUGAGCCUUUAGAGCCAGAAGCCAAAGCUGAGGUUCCCUGGGCCAACCCCGGGACCCCAUAGCUGACGCCGUGGCACCUGUGGUCAAUGCAGGUGAAAUACUCAAUAGUGAUUUAAUCUGCACCCCAGCCUCCCAAUAAUUCAGUUCCUCCCUGGCUGGCCCAGUCAAGUCUGCUGGGGCAAGGAAUCAGUGGAGACAGUGACGGGUCACGAGGACGCCACUGAAAAGGUACCCAAGAGGAAGAAGUGGGUGCAUGAAGAGCCCGACCAAGAGAGAAUGACCUUGGGUGUCUGAGGUCCAUAACUGGAAGUCCAGGCCCACAUCCUGUCUACAGAAGGUCAUGGGUGUGGAUUCCGAGGCAACAAUCUGAAUUGGAGGAUGACCCCUAGGAAUGUCCAGCUGACCCCUGGGGGCCAGGAAUAAACGCUGAAGAUGAGGACUGUCGUGAUCAGCCACUCCCUCUCCUGAGGGUCGCAUCUCUGGACAGUGCUGAGAAUUCCCAGCCCUGAUGCCAAAGACGCUCCUCUCGCGGGUAUUUGUCCUGUUACUCUCAGAUGUCAACUCCCUCUGUCCUUUGGCCACAGUGUUUGUUGUUGAAGAGACUGAACAAGUCAAGGUCUUUUCACCCAGACUCUUAACUCAUUUGAUUUGGAAAACUCAUGCUUCCCAUUUGUUAUUUUCCUUUUGUCAUUUUUCUUUUUCUUGUGUUUGACAUUUUGAGGAACCGGGGCUGCUCUCCUGUUUAACUGCCUUAGUUGCCAUAUCCCAAACAUGACAAUAAAAAUGUAUGGUAUGAAAAAAGCAUGCAUGGAUUUCAAAAUUUUUGUAUGCAAACAUACUAAUACUGUGGUAUAAUAUGUGAACAUGAUCUAGUUUAAUAUACUACAGAGGGUAAGACACCAAUAUGAAUACUGUUAAGUGAAACAUGAACAAGUACCAGUUUUCUGGCAAAGAUGAGGUAGAUUAGGGACACUACUGAUGAAUUACAAGAGAUUUAUAAGACAAUGGUAAGUGGUUGAAAUGUGUUUAUCCCAU
Oryctolagus cuniculus (rabbit) is the source of this 3369-nucleotide messenger RNA. The record is from RefSeq and is a predicted model, not a curated record. NCBI's taxonomy places the organism in Eukaryota, Metazoa, Chordata, Mammalia, Lagomorpha, Leporidae.